AUGAGCGAGGCGAGUCAAAAGCGGCGCCAGCAGCCCCAGCAGCAACUUGAGCGAGAGGAUGCCGCGGCGGCGUCCUUGACCCAGCCCUCGCAGCCAACUGAGCGGCCGCCAGGCGCGGAGCAGCGGCAGCAGCAGCGGCCGGCAAAGCAGCAGGGCCCCGGCCAGGCAUGGUGGCACGAGCGGCGGCGGCAGCAGCAGCGCGCGUCGGGCAUGACGCAGCUGGAGGAGUUCAUGCGCGACACGCCAGGGCUCAACCGCCUCGUGGACGGCACGCUCAUCCUGGGGGACGCUGUGAUGGUGCUCGCCACCGAGGUGGCGUCCGAGCGCGUCCCUGUGGGGGAGCUGCCUUACCUGGCGGCGAUCGCAGUGUUCAGCUGGAUCCUGGCCGGCGCGGCGCUGGGGGACUACAAGGCAGUGCCAGACCCUGACGACAACCCGCUGAGCAACAUGCUGGGGUGGCCCGUCGUGGUGUCCAUCGCCAACGCCUGCAUCACCUGGGCCGUGGCCAUGGUCCCAUCGAUGCUGGGGUACAGCUUCCUGACUGUGCUGGAGCUGAAGCGUGACGGCAUGCUCAGCCCGCAGCUGGAGGUCAGCGUGGCCAUGCUCAUCACCCUCAUCUGCUGGCGCGGCAUGGCCACGCGCAUGCGCAUGCGCAGCGACUAA
This is a messenger RNA of Monoraphidium neglectum, 663 nucleotides long. RefSeq lists its product as hypothetical. Lineage: Eukaryota; Viridiplantae; Chlorophyta; Chlorophyceae; Sphaeropleales; Selenastraceae. The coding region runs from base 1 to 663 and encodes 220 amino acids. The transcript has 4 exons. The record is from RefSeq and is a predicted model, not a curated record.